UACAGAGCUAUAAUCAGGGUGCUUAGAGUGAUCUGAAAGGAACAGAAACACUUAGCCUUGAACUUUUGUUCUGCUGCUUCUUCUUGUGCCUCUGAGUGAGGACGCUGCAGAUUGUCUUGGCCAGCCGAAAUCUCCAUUGGAAAAAUUUAUGGUCAGACUGUGCACGUACCACCAGAAGCACUUCGUCCGUGUCCUAAACGACAUUUGCACUGAAGUACAGACAGGCUGUGAGGGACAGCAGUUACCUGGAGCAGAAAACAUGGAUGUGUCCACUUGUAGCUCUGGCUGCAGCCAGUAUCGCACUGAGAACCAGGAGCUUGGAACUUCUUGCUCUGAAUCAAAGCUCCCUUCUUCCCUGGACACAGAGCAAUCAGGGUCUCAUGGCUCUCUGCGCAAACUUUGCCAUGCCCUGAAGCAGGCUGUGGAUCUGAAAUCUACAGAUAGAAGGGAAAACUGCAGCCCAGUUGUCCGAAGAGACUUCCCUGAGCUUCCUAGCGUUAGAACAAGUUCUGCAAGUCCCAGGGACAGUCCCUCUCAAGGAUACCUCACUGCCUCCAAUUCCCAUCACUCUGCUAAAAGUCUGGAAGGCCAAGCCCUUGGUAGUGACCAAGAGAUGGGGGGUAGGAAAGGUGAGGAUGACAAAGACCAGGUGCAAAAUAGAGCUUUGCUGGGAGGCUACAAUGCUGUGAAAGCAACAAACAUACACAUGAGUGAAGAUGGUCUGGUGGGCUCCCAGAAGAACACUUUUAAAGCUUUCCCAGAGGAAACACGAGAGCCAAGCUUCACCACCAACUCCCCUAGGAGAGCAGAUAAAGAGAAUGCCUUGCAGUGCAGCUCCAAAGCCUCUUUGCACCCGGAUACUGAAAUGAAUGACCAAGAAGCAAGACCGAAGGCAGAGAACCACCUCCAGGCUUCAGGGAAAAGCAAGGGGAGCUAUAACAUGCAACCUGUUGACAAGACCCAUGUGGAGAAUGCCAAGGACGGCUGGCUAUCCAAUAGCCCUGUGCCAGUGGUUCACCACAAAACCACCAAUGGACACUCCAGGACCAAGAGUAACUCAUCCUCCACCAAAAGCACACGUAAGAGCAAAAGGCCUUCAGGGUUGAGAAUUAAUGACUAUGACAACCAAUGCGAUGUUGUUUAUAUCAGCCAGCCAAUUACAGAGUGCCACUUUGAGAGCAAGAGGGUGGUCUCCUCUAGGAAGACGGCAAGGAAGAGCACUCGUGGAUACUACUACAACGGUGAGUGCUGUGAGAUUCCCACAGUUCGUACCUUGGCCAAGACUUCCCAUGUACAGGAGAGUGGGAACACACUGGCGCCAAGGCCUGAGGUGCUGACAAGCCCUAGCCAGGGAGCUUCUCUUCCGAGUGAUAGCUGCUUAGCAGCAGCCCAGGCCAUGAGUGGCGAUGGUGACAAAAGACCUGCUGUGGCCGUCCCUCAAGGAGAUGCCUCCAACAACAGUACUCAGGAGAGAGAUGAGAUGUGUCGGGCUGAGAAGGCCGCUCCUGAGGUAAGUUUUGUGAAGGAGAGAGAAGACAGUUCUGCUGAAGCAUCCACAAUUGCUCUCUCCCCGCCACCCGGCCUUGUUUUGCGUGUAGAGAAAGGCAGCCUGUCCAAUUCUUCACUGCAGACCACUCUUGUCUCUCCCUGCCAACUGAGCAAAGGGGAGCCACAGGACGAAAUGGACAUGGACACUGUGCAGAAGGCUGGCAAUGGCACAGACUCUUGUAAGAGUAGCAGACCCAAUGAAGACAGUGGCAACACAGGAGAAUCUGUGGUGUUGUCUGCUUCAGAGGUUGCCAGUGGUGAGGAAAGUGCCAUGUUCUCAGAGACCGAGGCUACCCCUGAGCCUUCCAUUCUUCCAGACCAGGUGCCUCCUGACAGCAUGGCCCUUCAGCCCCCUGAAGACCUUUCCCCCGGAAUGGACUUGAUGCCUCCACUGGAGGAGCCUGCCCCUGUUGAACACUUGCCACCAUUUGUAGAACUACCUUCCGAUGUGGAACCUCCACUUCUUUCCCCUAUAGACCUGGCAGAACCUCCUGCCCUUGUCUGUCUGGAGCCUUCCAUAGCCCUCCCUGGAGAACUCCCUCCUAUCCCAGAGCGUAUGUGUCCAGGGGAGCCUGUUGCCAGUUCAAGGGCUGUGUCUCCUGGCAUUGUGGUGUCUGAGCCUCCUGCCCAUAUUGACCUAGAGGCUCCUUCAGGGGCUCCUUCUAUAGAAUCUCCAGUGGUGGGACCUGGCAAGUUAGAUAUGGAGCUCUCACAGCCACUUUCUGACUUGGAUGCUGCAGAGCUCCCUGGCAACUUGCAGGGUGCAGAUGCACAUGAAAGUAUUAAUACUCAAAAUAGCUUUGAAGGGAUUCUGGACUCAGGUGGAAUCCACUCUGGGGAAAGUGAGACUGUGUUGCCUGUUGCAGAUAAUGAUGAAGAUUGGGAAGAGGGAACAGUAAAAGAUACAAGUGAAACAAGCAAGGUGGAUGAUGGAAAGGAACUUGAUAGUGAAGCUCCAGCAGUGCCCCAAACAUCAGAAGUGGACAACAAGGAGGGAGCUUCUUCCAAAACAAGCCCGGACAAAAAACGAAAGCGGGAGAAAAAACCUCAGAUUGUAUCCGAUCGCUGUCUUCGAAGCCAGCAAUCCCUGUCAUCUGCAGAGGAUAGUCCUGAGCAAUCAACUUCUUCCAUGUCUCUACAGCUUCCUCAAGUUCAGAUCAAGUUUUCUAAAAGCCCUGGUGCUAAGCGUUUCAAGAGGGAGGUGCAACUUGACGGUGCAGCAUCGCUGUGUUUCCCAAAUGACGGGUUCCAUGAAACACUGCUAAACAACAUUGGGAAUUCUUCUGAGCAGCAGCCAGGUGACAGAAAUGACAUCACAAUGGGGCAGGCCUCUCAGACACUGUUAGCGAAAAAGACCAUAGUAGAGGAAGACCGGAAUGGAGAAGGAAACAAGGACAAGGCAGGGGCAAUGCUUGAAAUUUGCUUAGAGGGUGAUUCUGCUAGGAGAAGUGUUCGUGUCUCAGCAGAGACCUCUGAUAAGGGUGAAAAGCAGUCAGAUUUGACAUCAGGCACUCCAGAUAACUUUGACAGUAUAAUGGAGGUUACAGAGGAGUUGCACACCCAGCAUGGGCCCAGUUCUGUUAGCAGGAGUGAAAGCAAGCUUGUACCACCAGAGAGAUCGGUAAAAUCUAAGAAGCCAGCUCUCCAGUUCUACAACCUGAGGCACACCCCUGCCCCAACCCCUGUGGCCACUGCCUCCAAAAACACUUCUGGAAAAGAGACCGUACAAGGAGAUUCUAAUGCUGUGACUAUACAAGCAGGCUCUAAUGUCACAGACCAAGAAAAUGCACAGUGUGAAGACACCGUUGGCUUCAGUAGCAUGGAUGUGCUCUCUGACAACAAGCCCAGUUUUGUGGAAUGGUGUGCUGAGGAAGAGAACCAAGAACUCAUCACUAACUUUAACACUCAGUACAUGAAGGUCCAGAAAGGGUGGAUUCAGCUGGAGAAAGAGGCUCAGCCAGCUCCAAAGGUCAAGAAUAAAUCCGACAAACUGAAAGAGAUCUGGAAAAGCAAGAAGAGGACCCGCAAAUUAAAAGGGCCCACGGAAGGCCAGAAGCUCUCCCCGGUUCAGAUGCUGUUCAUGAAGGGGUUUGACAUGUCCAACAUCUGCAAGUGGUUUAUGGAGACCACUGAAACCAAGUCUCUGGUCAUUGUGAAGAAGAUGAACACACGUCUCCCAGGGGACAUCCCCCUCAUCAAGCUUCCACUCCAGAAGGGCUGCUAUUCCGGCAGCUACCCUAGCUCCCUUCAAGCUGAGCGCCUGAAGAAACACUUGAAGAAGUUUGCUGCUAUGACCCCGGCCAAAAACACCAUCAAGAUUCAGAGGCUGUGGGCUAAGCUUCGAGAGGGCUCUGAGGACAAAGAGCCCGAGCAGGCUGCCAGUUCGAAGCAGACGCCUCCCUCCGAAGUAAGCGUGGAGCACAAAGCCGAAGCCAAGAGCGCCCAGCCUCCCAGCACGCCUGUGCAAACCAGCUCUCGCAUCCUGAGGAAGUACUCCAACUUGCGAGGCAAACUCAACGCCAUACGCAAGGUGGCCAAGCAGGACAAGAACGACAGCGUGACCAAGCACCCCUCUGCUGAAAGCAAGCCGAGCGGCAAGAGCCUGUGCAUUAAGCCCCUGGUGUCUCCGAAACUGGCCCAGCAGAUCCAAGCACCCCCACUUGCGACUAAGACAAGCCUGGUUGAAAGAGGAGGGAAGGGGCGAAAGGCGAAAGGCAAGGUACAGGAGGACACCUCAUCCAAAGGCCACCUUCAGCAAACCAAGAAGAAGUCGCCGACCGAGAGCAGCAGGUCACAGAGGCUGCUGAGCACCUCGAGCAAAGAAAGGCUUCCUCUUAAGAAAGCCAGUAAACCGAAGCCUGCAGGGCCUCCUGCUACCAGGAAGCAGGCGGCUGCCGACAAGAGUCAUAAGCCUGUGUCUGGGAACGAGAAGGCAAAGAAGCUGAAUGACUUGCGACCUGGGAAAAGGAAGCCCCCCGUCCAGAAGGGGAAAUCCAAGGCCGGUCAAAAGGCAAGUCUGCCUUCCAGGCAAGAAGGGCUUGCUAAGCCUCCCAAGCAGAAAGUGGUGCGAGACUCCAGCAGCCGGCCUCCCAAAGUGGCUGCCCAAAAGGCAAGCAGUGGCAAAGCCUUGACUAGGUCAAUGAAGCGAAUUCAGGAGAGCAGCACAGCCCAGGGCAAGAGGAAGCUGAGGGCAAGCAAAGACUCUUCACCCAGCAAACGCAGGUGUCUGGAUGCAAAGUAACCGGCUGGGGUUGGGGGUGGGUAGGAGGUGGGUCAUGGAAAUACUUCCUAAUGCAUUAAACAGAUCCACUUCUGAACGUUGUGGGGAGGGAUGCAAGUGUUUAGCCGAAGGCCAACCCCCCGCUCUCAGGUGAUGAGGAGCCCCCUAGCUGUGUUGCAGCCAGAAGGGGAAGCUAUUAUUCUCUGCCCUUGAGAAGGAAAGUUGCUGCUUCUGAAAGCUCCUGGAGUGGAACUAGGAGUUUGGCAGGUUUCAGUUCGAAGUACAGUGCCUUAUUUAUCCUUUUAGGAACUGAAUAAAUUAAUCUGUGUGAUUUAAAGGCUGGCAGUUUAUAGUUAAUGCACAAGCACUUGAACUGUAAUGGAAAGAGAACCAGCUUUCAUGCACAUCCCAUAGACCUUGGCAGCCCACCUGCUGGGGUUCACACAGGAGCAUUUUCUUCCUUUUGUGCAUUGUAGCAUCCUGGCACUGUUUAAACCAAGCAGGGCAUUAUAAAGCCAAAACCCAAAGCAUUUGCAUCCUUUAAUCCUGUCAGUCAGAAUGGUGUGUGUUGUUGUUAAGGUAUGAACAGCUGGACUAUCUUGUGUAACUGGGGCUUGGCUGUAAUGUAGCCUUGCUCUCGUGUCAAAAAGAUGCUGAUUCCGAAGCGUCAGUGAUUGGCAGCCAUGCUAGGCCAACUUUGUACUUAGCCAAGAAAGGCACUGGACCGCUUGUUUGGAUGGAGAGCCCUUCCCUAUGAAGUACAUGCACACUGCCUGCCACUUCUGACAUGGUUGUUUACAGGCGGGCGCCUUCGGGCCUGUGUCCUCAAAUGCAGCCUGGAUGCAUUUCAGAAUGGUGGUAUUCUUGUCCAUUUUACUGUGAGGCCUGAACACCCCUGAAAUAUGGGUACUUGAAAGCACAUCUUAGCAGUGAAAUAGACGGACAAAAAACCAUUCCAAAGUGAAGCUUCCAUGCAUCUUGUGGGUCUGUAAAAAGUAAUGUUGGAAAGCGCCCGUAGUCAGAGGUUCUUCUCUGCUGUAAACUUACAUGAUUUCUAUGCAGUUGCUGCAAGUUCUUUUUUCAUCUUUCCCUGUUUGCCGCAUGUCAAAAAGAUUUUAAAAAUUAUUGUUAUUAAAAUAAGAAGGAGGCAAUGCUGGCUGCAGACAAGGAAGCAACUAGAAAUAUCUGGUGCUUUUGCAAGUGUGGUUUGGUUCCAGCUUAAGAGUAAGCAAGCUUCUCUCUCCCUUGCAAGGCCUCACCUUGCAAGUUUAAUCAAUGCAUUAUGUAAAGGUCAAGAAGUAUCUGUCUUCAGACAAGGUAUUUCUACGAACACCUAUUAGAAAGGCAAACAGUCCCCUUCUCAGUGCAAACAUUUGUUUUGGAUCUGACAGCAUUUGGAAGCAGCCUUUUUCUCAGAGGAAACUCCCUGCCCCUUGUACUUUGUGCUACCCAUCUGCUGGGUGACAGACAGUGGUUGCUGCUACUCUGGGCUUGGAGAGAAAAGCAGCCUUUUAUUUAUUUCCAUAGUUUUCCUUUAAAUCACAACAAAGGCAGAGGUAUUUGCUUAGAAACUUGUGCAAACUUCCUCUCGCUUGCUGUGCGUGGCACCCAGGAGCUUCCCGCGAAGGCCUUCGAAUGGCUUGACCUUUCAGAAUAGCUUUCCAUGGAUACCAUCUGAGAUCGACGUACUCAAACACAUCUUUACACAUUAUUAUAUUAACUGGCUGGAACCAGUCUUUCCAGUUGGUGAGGGAUUUGUAGAAUAAAAGGAAAGGCAAACUCUUUAGGGAGCAAGAACAAGGCUUAGGUGCAAGGAAAUUGGUUUUAUUUCGUUUUUUUAAAGGAGGGAGGGUGCGUUAGCAUUGGCACUCCUAUACCAAAGCUCAUUACUGCAGGCAGAACACAAAUAACUAGCUGUAUAAUUUGUUCCAUUGAUCAAAGAGAUUUGGGAGGCAGUGCCUGGAACUGCAAAGCCCUCCUGCUCACCUGCUUACCCAAGUCUGUGUCUUGAGAGGGUGCACUAAAGCUAUAAGACACAUCAGGGUGGACUCUUUUUGUAUGAAUACUUUUGAAUCAUUGAUUUUUAACUUCUGUCUUUUGAUGUAAAUCAUGCUGUAUAAAAUGAAUUGUUGUAAGCAUUAAGUCAGGCCUAGCAUUCUCUGUAAAGAUUGAUACGUAUUUGUCUGAUUGCUAUUUGAACUGCACAUAUAAAAUGUGCUAGACAUUCCACCAGGAGUAUUAAAAGGUAUUUAAGGAAGUGUGGUGCGUGAGCAUGUAUGUGUGAGUGAGUGAGAGGAAGAGUGAGCGUGUCACGUUUUUCACCUCUACUUUUCUCCAACUUCAAACGCCUCCAUCCAGAAAGGUGUAAAAUCUUCCUGCUCCCUCAACCCAGGGCUGCUUCCUAACACACUGCUGGGUGGCCGAGCACCUUGUGGUACUUUGGGCUACUGAUUCUGAUCCCAACACUGCUAAUAAAAUAUUUCUACACCUUUCUGCUUUCCCAUUUCUUGUGUGGUCUGUAACUUAAGAGAAUCCCUUUGUAAGCCCUGUGUAGCAUUUGAGAGCUUCACAGUUGCCCCUCCCCUCCCACCUUUUCUGCAAGGUUGCCUAUGAGAAGUUGGAAUACAGUGACCAGGCCUUGCAGUGUUUUGGUGAGGUCUGGAGAGAGUUUGGUCCAGUGGUUGAUUUAUCCCAGGUUCUAGCACCAGUGGCUUCUGGCAAGGCAAGGCAAGCCUUUGGCAUGUAGACAAUAGACUAGUUAAGCUUGGGGGGGGGGAGGAGAGAAGUGAGCAAAGUAGUUUAAAGCAAUUUGGAGUUGUUUUUUUAAAAUAAAUUCUGAUGGUGAUAGCGUAGUAUGAUUUAUAUUGAAGCAAAGCUACCUUCUGGUUGGGAGGCAUUCUUCAGACUGUGCUCUGUGCAUCAGUCCUUACGUCAUGCAAGUGACACUAUGUCACCAACAUGCCAGGCUGAUAUGCUGUCCACUAAGUAAGUUGCAAAGAGGCCAUUUCCUCUCCCUUUGAUGCCCUGUAACCCACUUUUGUGAUAGUGAGAACUUGACUCUUAAUUCUUCCAGUAGAUAUAACUUUGGAAACCAGCCUUCUUGGGUUGGGCUCUUCUCUUUGCAGGGGCUUAAUUCCUGCGCACUGUUUCCCAUCCGUCCACUUCUUCAGCAUUUGUCUUUCUUUUUCUUUUCUUUUUUUGCAAGGAGUGUGUGUCAUCUGUUAAAUGCAAUCUUGCUUUGUUGGUUUCUGCAGCAAAAAUAGGUGCACUUUCCAGACUCAAUGGUUAUCUGCAGUAGUACAGUUGCUAUGGCCUGGUGAUGUUAUAAACUUGGUCUAACCUGGUACUGCUCUCUAGCAAAAGAAUUGCGAGAGUAAGGGGAGAAGCCUGGGGUUGUGACUGUAAUAGGCUUACUCAGUAUAGUGACAAGAAAGGCUUUUCAGUUCCUCUAACUGUGGCUCUGUUUCUGCUCCUCUCUACGUGCUUGGCAGGUUCUACUGCUUAAGCAUCUUGGGCCCCAUUGCCAAAAUGGUCUAAAGGCAGUGCUUUUUGUGGGGGUUAAAAAUGAAGUAUCAUGUCUUGAUAAAAGUGGGGUAGGUGUCAGCACAAGAUGGCUGCCAUGGGCAGCAAAAAAGAGGUGAUACCAGUGAGUACUGUCGCAAAACCCCUGUUCACAAGUAUAGUCAAACUGGGAUGGUUUGUGCCUUCUUGUUUCCAUGCUACCUGGGCAUUCCUAGAAGAGAGUGGAUGGCUUUGCUUAUUGGAUAAAACCAGCCUCUGUACUGUUUCUUUCCAUCAGAUGCAAUGGACCAUCAUGAAUCCUAGCCUCUCCUGUAGCACACACCGUGUUUGAAAAGAGACCCUCUUCCCCCCGAUGGUAUGGUGGAGAAUUCCCCAUAACUUGCCCUGUUGCUCAUCUCUUUAUAUCUCAUCUCCUUAAAUCUGGCCCUUUGCCGUCCCUUCUUGUUGAGACAAACUAGACGUUCUUCACAAAAAGAUCUUCCAUUAGUUGUCUUCCAUUUUCUCCCAACAGCCUUUUUCUUGGUCAAGUGUGCAGUGCUUUUCUUUCCCUGUGGUUGAGAGUAUUACUACUUUCAGUAAUUUUCAAUGAAGGCUGUUAUCUUGUAUUUAAGGGAAAGCCCCAACUUCUGUGCACAUUAUCAAGGUGCAGGGCACACAAUGCUUAGAGAAACUUUUGUAGCAACUUUAGCUCUGGACAGUUCAUCUGUCGUAGCUUCUGGGUGGCUCCUGCAGGAAUGCUAUUUAUGGCUCUUUCCUCCUGACAUAAUUACUGUCACUAUGCAUAGGGUUUUGCUUUGUAGUAGUAAGAAUAAUGAUGAUAUCUCCUUUUUCCCAUUCUAUGUCUGGGGAAUAUUUAAGCUGCACAAAACUGUUACUGAGGCUUAUCACUAAUCAUUUAUUAUUAUUAUGAGUUGCAACAUCCUGGCCAAUUAUUCCUAUUCAUCUUCUAAACAAGAAGCUGCUGGAAAGAUCUUUUUCUCCAGAAUCAUUUCCUUGUUCCAUUUGUAGUCUCAUGUGAUAAGGCAGCCUUUGCCAGCCUGCUGCCCACCCAAUUUUUUGGACUGCAGCUCCUAUCUGCCCUAGCCAAAACAUCUAGAUGACACUAGCUUGGCAGAGGCUUUGAUAAGACAGUCUUCUGCCUUUGUCCUCUUUAAAGGUGGUAGCCAGUACCUUGCUUCUCUUUUUGUUGCAGAAAUCAGUGUUGGUACCACUCUUCCUCAUCACCAGGAAGCACAGCAGAGCAAUGGGGAAUUAACUUGCACCAAAGGGAAAUGUAAAGUAUUGGGCUGGAUUCAACUAUUGAGUCCCACAGCAGGAGCCAGCACAAGGUCUUCUGUGAGUGCAACAGGGCUUUUAGCCCCUCUCCUCCCUGCCUCCCAAAUUGGCUCGGGGCUGUGUGUCAGGGUAAUUGACAGCAAGCGGAGGAGGGAGAAGGGAGAUUGUUCCUUCUGGAAAACUGAAAUGCUUGUGUUGACAGAAUAAUCUCCUUAGUGCUACGUUGAAUUCCUCCACAAAUUGAAAAGGGACUUCAUUAAAUCUGUGAGUGCCUCUGAAAAUGCUAUAAAUAUAACUCUCUUCAUUCAGUUCCCACAUGCCCACCAAAUAGAAACAAAUAUGCAGAUAAGAGAUAUUUGAUGAUGCUAUGCAAUGGCCUACAAACCAGUGCCUCCCUAGUCUUUCACACAUCCCACCUCUGUCCUUGCUUGGACUUCAUCUGCCACUGCUCCCUUCCCUGCUACAUGCACACCUGAUCUAGCUCUGCCUAGCUCUUGAAUUUCAUGGAAUGGCCCUAUCUGGGCGAGGUCCCUGUGUUCCUGAAAGGUCCCAUAUAUGAUCAUAGGGGGUUUUGAGGGGUUAAACUGCCCCGGGCCACUUCAUGCAUGCUAUUUUCCUGCACAGAGAUAAUCUCCAUGCGGCAUCUUCCUGGCACAGAUAAUCUCAAUGAAGAGACACUUGUAUGUUCUUCCCUAAGCCACCUUCUUGCUCUCCUGUUGCCAGUUAGUUUCUUUUGUAUUUCCACCCCCCCCCCAGCAUUUAGCUAGGUUGCUGAAAAAUUUCCUAUCUAGUCUAAGAUGAACUCAGGAGCUUUGGUUUGCAGGUACAGGAGACUCUGUCCUCUUCUUAAAAACCCUUCCCUCUUGAAGUGUCGCCCUAAGAAUUGUUUCUCACAGAAAUAGUGGAAAUGAGUGGAGUCUGAAUGGGUUUUGUUACCCGUGUGUGACCUUUUACCUAAGUGGGUCUUUUUACCCUGUAAUGCUUAUCAAAGGUUUUUUAAGGAUCUGCUUUUUGUGUGUGACUUUAAAAUGCAAUGUGAAUAUAUACAUAUAUGUAUAUGUGUGUUUAUAUAUAAAUAUAUAUAGUAGGUGCUGUGUUAACAUAGCAUCCAGCUAGCGGUUGUAAUGCUUUCCUAGGUGCAGGGUAAUUGCUGCCUUUUCUUCCUGGGUGGUCACAAAAACUAGAAGAAUACUGUAAAUAGUUUUAAAAUAUUUAUUUCCUGUACUUUGUGCUAAUAAGUCUUGGGUGUGCUGUUGGUUUGCAAUGUACCGGUAGUAUGGUUUUUUGGGUGGGUGGGGGGUUCCUACUGCAAAAAUAAUUGGACAUUGGGGGGCGGGGGAGAAGGACUGGCAUCUGGUCUGGAGUUUAUGCUGCAAAAUCAAGGACUUAGUUCCCAUUGAAGCUGCAUUUGGGCUAUACCCAGAAUAGACAAAUGAAUAUUAAUGACACUUACAUAAUUGAAUACUCCAUAUUUAAAAGCCCUUUCACAUAGAAAGCAAGCGAUCGGGGCGAAUUGUUUUAGCCUAUCCUCCCCGAUAUGCUAGCUUUUGCAUGUGGGAGAAUGUUUUCAUAUGAUAGAGUGUUCAGUCAUGUGAGCUCUCGCCUGCAAUCCGAAGUGAAACAGCCCAGGCCCUGGCUUAUGACAUUACUUAGAACUGGGCCUAAACCGAGUAAAAGCAUUACAUGGGUUAUCUAAAAUCUCAUUUUCUGUGGAAGCAAGUCAAAGUACAGUUCUGGGCAGCCCGCCUUGUCACGUGCAUCUUUGGGGACAGUACAUGUGAGCAAUAAGAAUUUUUAGUAAUAAUGUUUUCAGUGACAAAUUAAUGUUUAAGUCCUUAUGGGGAUAUUUGUGUAAAUGUGUGUGCACAUCUCAUUGAAGACUGCCCUUCUUCACUGGCCUUGCCACAUAGAGAAAGAGACAUAUUUUGCUUCAACAUCUCUGCAUGCUUAUUCACCUGGGCAGGUGGACUCAGGGAUACUGAAUUAAGGGGAGCUCUUGCUGGGGAUAGGAUGGGAGACAUGCCAGUGGCAUACAUGGAGGAAGUGGUGGUGCCCUCUAAGCAUCAUUUAUAGCUGACUCUUGUAAUCUAACCAGCACCUCUUUUGUUGUGUGUUUGAUGUUUCCUGUGCUCAUCCCCCCCUUUUUUUAGAUUAAGCCAAUCAUUCAUCACUUCCCUUGUUUCCAGCUGCUGUAAGAGUCCAGGGCCCCAUUUUUUACUCUCUCUGUCUCCCUGAAUUUAUUUUAUUUUAUUACUUUGGACCAUUAAGUAUUUCUAUGCUCUCUGCUCCCUCCUGUGUUGUAUUAGUCUUAUUUUGAAUGUAUCUUUUGUGAUUAUCUCAUAUUUUUUAAAGUUAGGCUUGUGUGGAAGUUCCUAAGGGUUUAUUUCUUCUUGUUUGUCUUGGCCAUUCAGAAUUCCCACCCAUCACCCCUCUCUUCUUUCUAUGGAAAACAUGGCAAUGCAGCUUCUUAAUGUAGCUCCAGAAAACUUGUUGCUUUGCUUGCACCCUCCUUUUGCCAUCUGAAAAGCUUCAGCCCUGCCUAUAUCCAUUGUAAAAGUCCUCAAUUCUCAGAUGAAGUUGUUAAACGAGGUGGGGGGGGUAGACUUGCAACCUUUCCACAAGGGCAUUCUUGAAGUUUAGGUUAACCUCCUGCCCAGUUGAAUGAACCUCUAUCAGUGUGUUGCACAGCACUCAACAAGACUGCAGGUGUGUUCUGCACUUCCUGUGUUGAUUUAUAGUCAGUUCAUUUUUCACUCUGUGUUGCACAGGCAUUUUUACUUGCUGUGUCUAAGAGACUCCUACCUUCCCCAUAUGAUGAACCAAAUGUGUGUGUUGGGGGGUCUAUUCUCUCUAUUCCCCUUCCCUCAGGUCUGGUACUGUGCACAUCACCCAAACCCAGUGUGUGAUCAUGAGUUGGCUAUUUGAAGGCUUAAGUUGGAGCCUCAUUCCCUUCAGGGCCCUGGGAAAUGCUGUGACUUUAGAAGAAGAGCGUGUCUGCUGUGAAUUGUUGGUAAAAUGUGUCAUUAGGUAAUAUUUAUAUACCUCACCUGAGUAACAUUUGAAAAUGUAUAUAAAAAUAAAGGUUCUGUUCAGUGGCUUCCUACCCGUUUGACACACCUACAACACUUAGGGCUACUUUACCAUGGAAAUUGUAUUAAAUCUUUGCCAUUACUUUUGUGACAGCUCCAUGAUUUUUCUGUGUGCUUUAUUAACUCACCCGUGGAAGAGAACGCAUUCUUGUUACAGACUGUGGGGCUGCAGGUGAGGCUUAGACCUCUGCCUCUUUCCAUGUUUCUUCUUCCUCUUUAUGCAUUGUGUAUGUACUCUGCGUGCCCUAAGGAGUCUUACUUUAUUGCCGCUUAUUAAACAUUUCUUUUAUAUCAG
This is a messenger RNA of Podarcis muralis (Common wall lizard), 12949 nucleotides long. RefSeq lists its product as uncharacterized. The record is from RefSeq and is a predicted model, not a curated record. NCBI's taxonomy places the organism in Eukaryota, Metazoa, Chordata, Lepidosauria, Squamata, Lacertidae.